UCUUCUUUGGUUAGCUCAUGAGAAGUACCCAUAGAGAUUAAAAAGGAAAAUAUUAAAAGGAAGAAAAUGAACUCCGAACUUGAGGAUAACAGUGAAUGUGCCCCAAUGGCAACAGGGUCUUUGUCCAAGCGUCUCUCUGAGUGUUCUGAAGAAGAAGAACGUCUUAGAAAAAUUCCAAAGCUGUCAUACGAAGAAGCUGCAUUAUACCAGGCCGGAUGUUGUAAAAACGAAGAUAUUUUCCAGAUGUUUUUAAGCGAAGAUGCUAGUACAGAUUUUGAAUUUGAAGGAAACCCACUCAAGACUAUGUCAAAAACAAAACUACAUGUUGCAGUUUCAUCAAAGAACCCAAGUGCUGUUCAUGCUAUUUUGCAGAGUGACCCAAGCCUAAUUGACAUGAAAGACUCGGAAGGAAAUACAGCGUUACACUACGCUACCGGGUAUGGACAUGAAGAAAUUGUCAAGAUGCUUCUUGCCAAAGGUGCCAUUCCUCAUCUUCAAAACAGAAGGGGUCAGACGCCCCUUCACAUUAUUGUGAGUGGUCCUUUUUAUGCUGAAGAAGAAGAUGAUAUUUAUAGUGAAGAUGAAGAUGAUGAAUAUAGAGAUGUAGAGCUCCAAGAAUCUGUCGAUGAAAGAUAUAUAAGAGUGAUGAAGGAGCUAAUUGCCGCAGGUGCUGAUUUGCUCCUCCAAGAUAAAUGGGGUAGGACACCCCUUCAUAUGGCUCUGCAUUCCGAAAACAAGUUAGGAGCAGAAGUCCUAGUGGAAGGAAAUAGUGAAAAUAACCUUCAAGAUGUAAGGGGAAACACUCCCUUGCAUCUUGCUGUACAAGAGCAAGUUUAUUACUUCAAAAUAGUGAAGAAGCUGCUUGCUGCAGGGGUAAGUACCCGUAUUCAGAAUAAUCAGAGCAAUACACCCCUAUUCAUUGCUCUAAACCAUGGAUACACUGCUUUAGCAAACAUCCUCGUGGAUGCGGAUAGCGAAAACAACCUUCCAGAUGGGUUUGGGUUGAGUCCCUUGCACCAGGCAGCAAGAGAGGGACGUGUUCCAAUAGCGAGAAAGCUGUUGUUUUGUGGUGCACACCCACACACAAAGGCUAGGAAUGAAGACCGCUUUGACACUGGAAGAAUUGGAUACCCACUGGGAAUUGCUAUGUAUUAUAGAAGGAGUACUAUUGUAGAACUGAUUCUUUUAGCGUGUGCCUUGAGAGGUAUUGUGAUUGAUUGGGAGAAGGAUCUGGAUUUUAAGAUAGCGCUUAGUUGGAUGGACAAGUUUCCUACCAUACAAUUCUACAAAGAUUUGUGUGUGGGAUUUGAUCUGGAGGUCCAGAAGAUGAAGGCUGCAAAGAUACAUAGAACUACUCUAGUCUCUUACUAUGACUUUGCAAGGAAGCACGAAAGAAAGUUGGCUCUCUACCUCAAAAACAAAAACGUCGAAACGGUUUUAAAUUCGAUUAACAUUUCUGAUCACUUGCCAAAUUACGGACAUCUUAUCACUUUUAAAAUACACAGGGCUAAAAAGAGAAGGGCCCUGAUCGCUCGUUGUCUGAAAUGCUUCUACGUCUUGGGGAAAAAGUUGCCAUCUGUGCUGAAAAUAAACACUGACACCAUAUUAGAUUGUUUGAGUGAAAGAGAUAUGCAAAAUUUUGUCAAAGCUUUUAAUUUCAAGGCUUGA
This is a messenger RNA of Uloborus diversus, 1668 nucleotides long. Its product is annotated as ankyrin-1-like. The record is from RefSeq and is a predicted model, not a curated record. NCBI's taxonomy places the organism in Eukaryota, Metazoa, Arthropoda, Arachnida, Araneae, Uloboridae. Gene Ontology annotation, molecular function: protein binding. Bases 67 to 1668 code for a protein of 533 amino acids. The transcript has 3 exons.